Drosophila kikkawai is the source of this 1493-nucleotide messenger RNA. RefSeq names its product Swt1 RNA endoribonuclease (gene Swt1). Gene Ontology annotation, cellular component: nucleus. The record is from RefSeq and is a predicted model, not a curated record. Lineage: Eukaryota; Metazoa; Arthropoda; Insecta; Diptera; Drosophilidae.
CGGUCCAUCGCUAAUUUGUUUUGGUAAAUUCGACAAAAAAAUCAGCUAAAUGUAAAUAAUCAUGUCGUCGGGCAAAGGAGGCAGCAAAAAUGGUGGCUACUCAAUUUCUGGAACCCUCAGCGAAGAUGAGGAUAAACUGGUCUACAAUUUGCGUCAACGGGAUGCUUUGCCAACGGAGAGACAACCAGCCCAGAGUCGUCUCAAACGGCUGCAGACCACUUUGAAGCGGCUGCAGGAGAAGGAGUCGCCGACAAAGAACAUUAAGAAGUCUGAUGGAAACAGGAUGACCCGAAGGUUUUCAAUGUUUACUCGUGAAUCGCCGCCUCCAGUGAAAUUGCCUACCCGCAGGACGUCGACAUGUUCGGACACGCCACCGCGAUCUUUGCGAGAACGUCUAAGGACCAAGGUCAAGGUUAAGGUGUCGUCGCCCCAAAAAGCCUGGGAGAAGCCAAAGGCCCUGCUGGAUUCCAGCAAUCGUCUUCAGGAGGGCAGUUCCCAAAGUGCCAAUCAGCGCCUAGCGCAGCUCCGGGCCUCUCUUCGCCAGCAACAGGAGGCCAAGGAAUCUAACAAUAACAAUAAGUCCACCGCAGUUGUUCAGGAAACUCGUACACAGACACCAAACAAGGUUAACGUUUGCGAUCUCAGUGGCAUAAGUGCAGUUAAUGACUCCACGGCGUGCGAAGCAGAGCCAGAGUCCAUGGAUUGGGAAGAGAGUAUCGAGGAGACGCAGAUUGAGCCGCCGAACCAGAAGAAACCCAAUGGGAACGAAGCGAAUGAGAUUAGCGACAUCCUGUUUAUGCGCCAGGCCAGCGGCGAGGAGGAAUUGCCCACACGCCUUCUGGAUCAUACGUACUUUGUCUUGGACACGAACAUCCUGAUGCACAACAUCAAAUUCGUGGAGGCAUUAACCGAGGUGAUCCUACCGGGUACAGUAGGAAGCAUGCUGUACAUUCCCUAUGUCGUUAUUAAGGAGCUGGACAAGUUGAAGAUCUCAAGCGAGAACAAAAGGGUUCAGUUUGCCAGGCAAGCAAUAAGAUAUUUGAACACAAAAUUUGAUGAAAGUUUGCAAAUACAAGCUCAAUCAGCCUUAGAGGCGGCGGAGCACCUAAUCGAUGUGGACUCUCCGGACGACAGCAUCAUUAACUGUUGCUUGCAGCUAAAGGAGCAGGUGCCAAACUUGAUGCUCCUUACCAAUGAUAAUAAUCUCCGCCUCAAGGGCAUAGCCUCGGACAUUCAGGUCUCCUGUCGCUCCGACCUCCUGGCCGAAUAUCCGGAUGAGUUCGCAUUUCUAAGCGGAUAGACGUGGGCCUAACUCGUUACAAAAGACUGCGAUUGUGAUACAGGAUCCGUGGCAGCCAAGAUGGAUCCACCGUUCAAGCCACUGCACCGCAGUACAUAUGAAGUACAAUCAACUAUUUUCACACAUCACUUAGUCUUAUUUAUGAAGUUUUAUAUAAGUGUUUUCUGAUGAAAUAAAGUUUAAUUUUGGAGAA